This is a messenger RNA of Dibothriocephalus latus, 270 nucleotides long. NCBI's taxonomy places the organism in Eukaryota, Metazoa, Platyhelminthes, Cestoda, Diphyllobothriidea, Diphyllobothriidae. The record is from the annotation of a GenBank genome assembly.
AUGGAAUCGUUAUGGAUGAUGCGGCGUGGUGGUGGCCCUUUUUCAAGACGUGAUACGCACAUAGGUGUGCUAUCUACGAGUCUGUGCAUCGCCAUCAUGAGGCGAGUCCAAAAUGUGCGCGGUGCGGAGACAAAACCCAAACGAAUUGGAAAGAAGGAGAGCUCGGCGCAGGUGCACAGACCAACUAUUCAAACUUCGCAGUGCCCUCUGGCAGCCCAGUCGUCUGAACUAGCUGGUGCAGCACCAGGGUGUCUGUGGCGUACCAAAUGA